Brassica napus (rape) is the source of this 1540-nucleotide messenger RNA. Its product is annotated as heterogeneous nuclear ribonucleoprotein 1-like. Gene Ontology annotation, cellular component: nucleoplasm. Lineage: Eukaryota; Viridiplantae; Streptophyta; Magnoliopsida; Brassicales; Brassicaceae. The record is from RefSeq and is a predicted model, not a curated record. Bases 177 to 1268 code for a protein of 363 amino acids. The transcript has 6 exons. Gene Ontology annotation, molecular function: RNA binding. Gene Ontology annotation, biological process: regulation of gene expression.
UUUUUUUCUUAUAUAAAUAAUACGAAGUAUAGAUAACUCAGAGAUCUUCGAUCGAAUCAGCUCAGCAGCUCCUCCAACCAAAAAAACCCUAGCUCUUUCGUUUUCUCUCUCUCUCUCUCUCUCGAUCUCUCUCUCGAUCUUAAUCUCGGGAGCUUCUCGAUCGAAUCGUAAACACGAUGGGGUCCAGAUCUCGCAACGAAAACUUUCAAUCCGGCGAUGGCGCAAGCCCAGGGAAGAUAUUCAUCGGAGGAUUGCACAAGGACACCACUAACACUGAGUUCAAUAAGCACUUUGGCAAGUACGGAGAGAUUACAGACUCGGUGAUAAUGAGAGAUCGACACACGGGCCUACCUAGAGGUUUCGGUUUCAUCACCUUUGCUGAUCCUUCUGUUGUUGAUCAAGUCAUCGAAGACACUCAUACCUUCAAUGGCAAACAGGUUGAGAUCAAGAGGACGAUUCCUAAAGGUGCUGGUGCUGGUGGGAACCAGUCUAAGGAUUUCAAGACUAAGAAGAUUUUUGUCGGUGGUAUACCCUCUUCUGUUACGGAAGAUGAGCUUAAGGACUUUUUUGCAAAGUACGGGACCAUAGUGGAGCACCAGAUUAUCCGAGACCAUGAAACGAACAGGUCUCGAGGUUUCGGUUUUGUGAUUUUCGACAGCGAGGAGGUUGUCGAUGAGUUGUUGUCUAAAGGAAACAUGGUCGACAUGGCUGACACUCAGGUGGAGAUCAAGAAAGCCGAACCAAAGAAAUCUUCGAACCGUUCACCUCCUUCUUAUGGUAGUCACCCUAGAGGCCGUUCUUCCUUUAACGAUAGUUAUGGCGGACCUUACGGUGGACCUUACGGAGGUUUUGAUGGAGGGUAUGGUCCUCCUCCAGGUCCCAUUAGGUCACAUGGAGGUCCUCCUAGUAGGUUUGCUGCGGGGUAUGGGUAUGGUCGUGGAGGUGUAGGCCCUGAGUUUGGAGGAGGGUAUGGUGGCUAUGGGGGUGGUAGUUUAGGUUACAGGAGUGAACCACCCCUUGGCUAUUCUAGUCGUUUUGGACCCUAUGGAAGCGGGUUUGGUGGUGAGGGAUAUGGAGGCGGAGGCGGAGGUGGUGGAGGAUAUGGUCGUGGAGGAGGGGAAGGCUACGGGGGAUAUGGUGGAGGCCCAGGUUAUGGUGGGGGGUUUGAAUCAGGUGGCCCAGGUGGAAGUUAUGAAGGAGCAGGUGGUCCUGGUCCAUAUGGCAGAGGUUAUAGUAGCAGUAGUCGAUACCAUCCAUAUGCAAGAUAGGCUCGAACCGUUCAGAUCCUUUUUGGUAGACGCUAUUUCUCUAGAUUCUCGCGUAGGUGCUAUUCUAGAGGAAAGUAGAGUUAUCUCAUGUAGCGGCAACAUCAGGAAGGAUUUGCUAAGGACAGGAAGAGCAUCUAAAAAGUUCUUAUUACCAUAUUAGAGACAUCUUCUAGUUUGUGUGUGUUUGUUUGACUUAAGUUUUGCUUUUUAAUCUCUCGACUUAGAUUGUGUUAUCUAGACUUUAGCAUAUUUGGGAUUUGGAGUUUGGUUUA